GAAGAGACGAGAGAGAAGAUGAGGCCAAGAUGGAGGAGAGAGAUAGGGCGGCAGGCAGAGUGAGAAACUGUCAGAUGGAGACCCAGGGCUACAGUAAAGACACCUCCCUGCCCUCCUCUGCCCCACAGGGGGAGGCUCAGAGGGACAAGCUGCAGAGAUGUGCCUCCCACACUGACCUCCUUCUAGGCACUCCCACAUGGCAGCCAGUCCUCCUUCAGCUCUGCCCACCUUCCCUCCUGCUGCUGGCCAAGCCCAUUAAGCUACCGCCCUGGCCACAACUGAAGGCCCCACGCCCUGGGGAGGAAAGCGCUGAAGAGGCGUCCUUGCUCCCCAGCACCCCAAACCAUCAAUUAGUAUUAACGAGGGAGGAUUCCUCACUGCCUAAAGACCCCCAUCUGGACUCAGGGGGAGCAGAGGCCCCACCCCCGUGACUCAGGCACUUAAAGGGCCUGGAGCCAGCCUGGGAGCCCACAAAGGGUCCGGAUGGCGUGUGGCAGCAGGAGAAUCACCAUCCAGCUGGUGAACGAGGAGGCAGAGCCCGGAACCAAGGGCCCAAAGCCUUUUCGGGGCCAGAGCUACAGAGCAAUCCAAGCAGCCUGCCUGGAUGAGGGCAUCCUGUUCCGAGAUCCCUACUUCCCUGCUGGCCCUGAUGCCCUUGGCUAUGACCAGCUGGGGCCGGACUCCGAGAAGGCCAAAGGGGUGGAAUGGAAGAGGCCCCAUGAGUUCUGUGCUGAACCCCAGUUCAUCUGUGAGGACAUGAGCCGAACAGAUGUGUGUCAGGGGAGCCUGGGUAACUGCUGGUUUCUCGCGGCCGCUGCCUCCCUCACCCUGUACCCCCGGCUCCUGUGCCGGGUGGUCCCCCCGGGUCAGGGUUUCCAAGAUGGCUACGCAGGUGUCUUCCACUUCCAGCUCUGGCAGUUUGGACACUGGGUGGACGUCGUGGUGGACGACAGGCUGCCUGUGCGUGAGGGGAAGCUGGUGUUCGUGCGCUCGGCUCAGCGGAACGAGUUCUGGGCCCCGCUUCUGGAAAAGGCCUAUGCUAAGCUCCACGGCUCCUACGAGGUGAUGCGAGGCGGCCACAUGAAUGAGGCUUUCGUGGACUUCACAGGCGGCGUGGGCGAGGUGCUCUACCUGAGGCAAAACGCCUCUGGCCUCUUCGCCGCCCUGCGCCACGCCCUGGCCAAGGAGUCCCUCGUGGGUGCCACAGCCCUGAGCGAUCGGGGCGAGUACCGUACGGGAGACGGGCUGGUGAAAGGACACGCAUAUUCUGUCACAGGCACACACAAGGUGUCACUGGGCUUCACUAAGCUGCGGCUGCUGCGGCUGCGGAACCCGUGGGGCCGCGUGGAGUGGACCGGAGCCUGGAGCGACAGCUGCCCGCGCUGGGACGAGCUCCCCACAGAGUGGCGAGAUGCCUUGUUGGUGAGAAAGGAAGACGGCGAGUUCUGGAUGGAGCUGCAGGACUUCCUCUGCCACUUCGACACCGUCCAGAUCUGUUCACUGAGCCCGGAGGUGCUGGGCCCCAGCCCGGCUGGAGGCGGCUGGCACAUCCACACCUUCCAAGGCCGCUGGGUGCGUGGCUUCAGCUCUGGCGGGAGCCAGCCCGGUGCCGAAACCUUCUGGACCAACCCCCAGUUCCGGCUGACGCUGCUGGAGCCUGAUGAGGAGGAUGAAGAUGAGGAGGGGCCCUGGGGGGGCUGGGGGGCCACGGGGUCACGGGGCCCCACGCAGGGGGGCCGCAAUCCCAAGUGCACUGUUCUCCUGUCACUCAUCCAGCGCAACCGGCGGCACCUGAGGGCCCAGGGCCUCAUGUACCUCACCGUGGGCUUCCACGUGUUCCAGAUCCCGGAGGAGUUGCUGGGCCUGUGGGACUCCCCGCGCAGCCGCGCGCUCCUGCCGAGCCUGCUGCGCGCUGACCGCUCGCCCUUCUGCGCCCGCCGCGACGUAAGCCGCCGCUGCCGGCUGCGCCCCGGCCACUACCUGGUGGUGCCCAGCACCGCCCGUGCCGGCGACGAGGCCGACUUCACGCUGCGUGUCUUCUCAGAGCGCCGCCACACCGCCAUGGAGAUUGAUGACGUGAUCAGCGCGGACCUUCAUGCCCUCAUGGUCCCCUACAUUCCCCUGGAGCUGGGAUUGGAGCAGCUGUUCCAGGAGCUGGCAGGAGAGGAGGAAGAACUCCGUGCGCCUCAACUCCAGACCUUGCUAAGCAUUGCCUUGGAGCCUGCCAGGGCCCAUGCCUGGACCCCUAGAGAGAUCGGGCUCAGGACCUGUGAGCAGCUGCUGCGGUGCUUUGGGCAUGGGCGAAGCCUGGCCCUGUACCACUUCCAGCAGCUCUGGGGCCACCUCCUGGAGUGGCAGGCCACAUUUGACAAAUUCGACGAGGAUGCCUCUGGAACCAUGAACUCCUACGAGCUGAGGCUGGCCUUGAACGCAGCAGGCUUCCACCUGAACAACCAGCUGACGCAGGCCCUCACGAGCCGCUACCGGGACAGCCGUCUGCGUGUGGACUUUGAGCGCUUUGUGUCCUGUAUGGCCCAGCUUCUCUGCCUCUUCCGUGAGUACCAUCACUGGCCCAGGCGGGACAGAGGGCCGACGUCACCACAGCAGGGGGACCAGGGAGGUGGGCGCUCACCCCACCCUUCUCUGCCCAGGCCACUGCAGCCAGCACCUGGACGGGGGCGAGGGAGUCAUCUGCCUGACCCACAGACAGUGGAUGGAGGUGGCCACCUUCUCCUAGCAUCUCAGCACGGAGCACCUGCAGCUGGAGGCAGGAGAGCUGCUGGGAGCCCUGUCCUUCCCGCCUCCCAGCCUGGGCCAGGAUUUAUGCCACAGGGAGGGGCUGAGGCUUCAGCAUCAAGCAGUGGGUCAGAGCCUGGCCGUAGGCGCCAGCCUGCCUGGAGUUGAUUUCUGGCCCCACCACGCACCCGCUGGGUGACACUGAGCAGGGCACUGUGCCUCUGGGUUUCGCUCUCCUCACCUGUAAGCGGGCAUGGUAACAGCACGUUUCUUGGGCGGGCCAUAUACCCUUGGCGGGUUCCCAAUAGCUUGCUCACUUUCACACACUCGUGGGAAUGGGCAUCAUGGCUCCCCCACGCCCCCACCUCCCUCCGGGUACAGGUGCUCUAUUGUCACUCUCCUAAGUGGAGAAAGAGGAGGAGAAAAGAGGAGACUCGAGGAAUCCUUAAAAAUAUUACAUGUUUUAUUAUCCUGUCCCCAGAAGGGUGGUUUAUCCAGAAACCAAGAAAAAAAAAAAAAAAAAUA
Molecule: messenger RNA, 3261 nt
Organism: Sus scrofa (pig)
Lineage: Eukaryota; Metazoa; Chordata; Mammalia; Artiodactyla; Suidae
Source: RefSeq, a predicted model, not a curated record